AUGGGUUCUGGGGAAUGGUAUACACUUGUACAAAAAGGAAAGUUGACCAUUUUAAACCUCCCCUCCCCUCCUCUUAUAUCCUCCCCCUCUCCCACUCCUUCCAUUCUCCUCUGGCCUCACUUCACCCUGUCUGCAACCAUGAGGCCAGGAAGCACCCUCCUCCUCCUCAUCCUCGCCAUCUCCUCCGCCGUCCUCACCCUCGCCUCCUCCACCACCGUCCUCAAAGUCAGCCACCACCACAAGCCCCUCCCCCUUGUCGACCCUCGCAUCGUCACCUUCUGCAACCAGACGAACCACCCCGAAAUCUGCAUCAAGUCGGCCCGCCUCUACGGCGCCAAGUUGAGGGUCAUCGACGCCACCAACGUCUUCAACAUGCUGAUCGAAGCUCUCCAAGACCGCACCCAUGUCAUCAUCGCCAGGACCAAAGCCAUGGCCAAGACCCAGACGUCCGACCAGGUGCUCACUUGCAUCGAAUCCUGCCUCGAAUACUACAACGACGCCAUGGACUACACCAAGGAAGGGGUGGAUGCCUUCGUCGCAGGCGACGUGGGGACGUUCAUCACCAGACUCAGCGCGGCCAUCACCAUGUUCAGCACUUGCAACGACGGCUUCGUAGACUUCUCCAUUCCUAACCCGCUGGAAGAACAAAAUGACCGGUUGAUGAACAUGGCCGGCAACUGCAUCGCCAUCGGCAAAUUGAACUUUAAAGGUGCGUAUUAAGGGAGGGAGGGGAAGCGGUUUGUUUUCUCUCUUCCGAAAGUAUUAGAGAGUGCUGCUUGUUUUGAAGAGGGUGGAUCAUGGGUGGGUCUUCACGUUGUGUUCUUUUUUCUUGCGCGUUUCCUCUUUUAAAUUGAAUGCAAUGGUUAAGGGUGUCUCCGGAUUAUGGCAGGGCAAUUGCUUCCCAUGAUCAUAAAUUUCUCCUCCAUCAAUCAAUAUAUAUGUAUCAAUAACCUUAUGAGUCUCGUAAUAAUCAACUGUCAUGAUGAUCGAAUG
Messenger RNA from Elaeis guineensis (African oil palm), 993 nucleotides. RefSeq names its product putative pectinesterase/pectinesterase inhibitor 26. Gene Ontology annotation, molecular function: enzyme inhibitor activity. Lineage: Eukaryota; Viridiplantae; Streptophyta; Magnoliopsida; Arecales; Arecaceae. The record is from RefSeq and is a predicted model, not a curated record. Gene Ontology annotation, biological process: negative regulation of catalytic activity.